UUAGCCAGCAAAAAACACUCUCAUCUCUCUCUUUCUUUCCCAUUCCUUUUACAUUUUUUUGUUUAUAUUAUAUGCACCACUACACAUCUUUUUCUCUCUCUCUCUUCAUAGUUUUGUGUAGCUGAGAAAGUGUCUUCUCUUUCAAAAAUCUUUUUCAUAUAUUUCAUCACUUUGCAGCCCUUCAAUUAAUCACCUUAACUGAUUCAUAUUCUAGCUUCCUCUUCUGUUUUUGGGGUUCUUCUCUGAUAAAAUAUAUCAAAUUUCAAUCUAUAGUGGAAGAAUAAACAUAUAUAUGUAUAUUUAAGCUCCCUUUCUCUUCUUUCAAAUUCUGAAUUCUUCAUUGGUUGAGUGUGUUUUUCUUUUUCUAUUUUGGUUUUGUUCCCUGUGUUGUUGCUAGCACAUCAUAUACUAUAGAUUGAAAUCAUUUCUGGGAAUAUAGGUGAUUGAUAAAAUGCCCCAGAAUAGCAUUUUCCGAGACCAAUCAUCGAAUCAGAUUCCUGAUCUUUCCCUUCACAUUAGCCUCCCAAACAGUGCUCCUUCUUCAAUUUGCACUGGAGGGGAUUCACCCUUUGAUACAUGGCCACAACAAGCAGAUGAAGAUGACUAUGCUGAAGGCUUCAAAUCCCACAGUGAUGGUUCAAUCAAAGGUUGUAGCCCUUACCACACAGACACACAACUUUCUUUAGCAAACUCUACAACUGCUUUCACUGCUACUCCCUCUGAGGCUGACAGCACCUGGAGGAAGAGAAACUUUGUUAGACUCAGCCAUCAUCAUGGGGUUUCUGAUGGUCAAAUAAGACUCAUCAAUGGAAUCCCUCUCUACAGUAACCUUUCAUCUUUGGACAACACCAGUACUGCUCCCUCAAUAGAGAGAAGCCCCACCAACAAGUUUUCCUUUCCUUCUCUAUAUUCACUUCCACACCCUCCUUAUUCUGCCAAUUCUGCUCCUAACUAUAGCUAUAAUGGUGCUGUUGGGGGUGUGGCAGCAGAACCAAUCUCAAGGUUUCAUGAUAUAACCAUGGAGAAUACUCCAAGGCCCCAACAGUUUCAGUACUUUGAUUACCCUCAGCAGCAGCAGCAGUUUGGGAAUAGUACAAAUUUUGGAGCUUCUGAAUUUUCUAAUGGAUUUGUGAGGUCAAGAAUGUUGCCAAGGCAACAAAGUAGUAAGAGGAACAUGAGGGCUCCGAGAAUGCGUUGGACUAGUUCUCUUCACAACCGCUUUGUUCAUGCUGUUGAACUACUUGGUGGCCAUGAAAGGGCUACUCCUAAGUCAGUUUUGGAACUAAUGGAUGUGAAAGAUCUAACACUAGCUCAUGUGAAGAGUCAUUUGCAGAUGUAUCGGACUGUUAAGAACACUGACAAACCUGCACCUUCUUCAGAUGGGGAUGAGGAUUUCAUGUCCAUAACAGUCCCAAAUAAUCAAAAUAAGAAUUUUUUACCCAAUCAGAGAGGAGCUCCAAAUGCAUCCAUGGAUCAUGAUAUGGGCCACACUUCCAGAAAUCUAUGGGCUAAUUCUUCUACCAGAAAUAACUGCAUGCAGAUGGCUUAAAUGUAAGUAUAGUCCUUUCUCUGAUCAGGUACGAAUGAAAUAAAUGCACAUUGACCAUCACAAGUGUUUGUUUUAAUGUACUAUAAUGUUCUAAUAUCAGUAAACCUAAUUAUAAGACUGAACUUGUAAUCUUUACUUUACCAGAUGAAGAAUAUAUACCUACUUUUGAAAGUUUUAAAUGGAGAAAAAAAUUUAAGAUUAUAAGUGAAAUAUACUUGUUGGAACAUAUUAUAUGAUAUAUAGAAACGAUACCUUUUUAAUGUUUGUGUUGUUUGCAUCAUAUUCAUUCGACUUAGAUCUUACGAAAAUGAAAGCAUAAAGUAUUUUUUAUUCAAAGCAAAUGUUCUCUGUAUUUUAUCUUCAAAAGUUAAUAAAGUAGGUAGCAUGUGUUCAGUGGAGUAGAGAAGAAUUAAAGCUAAUUCACACUGCAGAAGAACUAAAGCUGUACGUAUACAGAAUUUCAUAGAACCAUCAUGUUUAAAUGUUGGUAAUCAUGACUUCAUGGUCGUAAUUAAUUCAGCUCUUUCACCUCAGACAACAGAUUAGUACAACUUUUCUUUUACAAUAAUGAAAGAUAAGAAAGAGAGAGAAGUGAGAGAUUGAAUCAUACAGUAAAAGAAAUGGAGAAUGAAAAGAAAAUAUUGUUCAAAACCCAUAAGAGAUUAUCAUAUCUGUCUUUUCAACUAGUAAGAAUAACAUUAACAAGAUAUUUUAAAAAAUCAAUGGAUAUAUAUACUUAAAA
Vigna angularis (adzuki bean) is the source of this 2291-nucleotide messenger RNA. RefSeq names its product probable transcription factor KAN4. The record is from RefSeq and is a predicted model, not a curated record. Gene Ontology annotation, biological process: regulation of DNA-templated transcription; abaxial cell fate specification. Lineage: Eukaryota; Viridiplantae; Streptophyta; Magnoliopsida; Fabales; Fabaceae. The coding region runs from base 452 to 1549 and encodes 365 amino acids. Gene Ontology annotation, cellular component: nucleus. The transcript has 5 exons. Gene Ontology annotation, molecular function: transcription cis-regulatory region binding.